Molecule: messenger RNA, 2487 nt
Organism: Cordyceps militaris CM01
Lineage: Eukaryota; Fungi; Ascomycota; Sordariomycetes; Hypocreales; Cordycipitaceae
Product: aminomethyl transferase
Exons: 1
Coding region: 1-2487 (828 amino acids)
Cellular component (GO): mitochondrion
Molecular function (GO): protein binding; oxidoreductase activity
Source: RefSeq, a predicted model, not a curated record
AUGUCCAAAGACCAGCAGGUCGUCAUCAUUGGCGCAGGCAUUGUCGGUGCCAAUCUCGCCGACGAACUCGUCCUGCGAGGAUGGAAAAAUAUUACAGUCAUCGACCAGGGUCCGCUGGACAUGCCUGGCGGUUCCACCUCACACGCCCCGGGACUCGUCUUCCAGACAAACCAGUGCAAGUCCAUGACGGGCUUUGCCCGCUACACGGUGGAAAAGAUGCUCAAGCUGGAGCUCGACGGCAAGCCCUGCUUCAACCAGGUCGGGGGGCUGGAAAUCGCCACCACGCCGGAGCGUCUCGAGGAGAUCAAGCGGAAGCAGGGAUGGGCCGCUUCCUGGGGCAUCGACGCCAAGGUUGUUGACGCUGAGACGUGUCUGGAGCUGUAUCCCCAUCUGAACAAGUCCCUGGUGCUUGGCGGGCUGUACAACCCGACUGACGGCCUCGUCUUGGCCGCGCAGGCCGUCCAGCAGCUCAUCGCGCAGACACGGCAGGUCGGCGUCCGGUACCUCGGAUCAACCACGGUCACGGGCAUCAAGCAGGAGAACGGCCGCGUGACGGGCGUCAUGGUAGGCCAGGGCGUCAUCCCCGCCGAUAUCGUCGUCUCGUGCGCCGGGUUCUGGGGCGUCGAGGUCGGCGCCAUGGUGGGCUUGUCGGUGCCGCUGCUGCCCAUGGCGCACCAGUACGUCAAGACGACGGCCAUCCCCGCGCAGGCCGGCAAGUACCAGGAGCGGAACGGCGCCGGCCUGCCCAUCCUCCGCUACCAGGACCAGGACCUGUACUACCGCGAGCACGGCGACCAGUUCGGCAUCGGCUACUACGGCCACCGCCCCAUGCCCGUCGUCGCCGCCUCGCUCGGCCCCACGCCAAAGGACGUCGACGAGCAGCACAUGCCGUCCCGCAUGGACUUUACCCCCGAAGACUUUGCCCACGCCUGGCAGCUGUCCAAGACGCUGCUGCCCCUCCUGCAGGACGCCGAGAUCGCCGACGGCUUCAACGGCAUCUUCUCCUUCACCCCCGACGGCGGCCCCAUUGUCGGCCAGGCCCCGCACCUCGACAACUUUUACGUCGCCGAGGCCGUCUGGGCCACGCACGCCGCCGGCGUCGCCAAGGCCGUCGCCGAGCUGCUCACCGACGGCAAAUCCGGCAUCGACCUGGCCGGCUGCGACAUUGCCCGCUUCGAGCAGGUGCAGCUGACGCCCGAGUACGUCAAAGAGACGUCGUCGCAGAACUUUGUCGAAGUCUACGACAUCCUGCACCCGCUGCAGCCCAAGGACUCGCCGCGCAACAUGCGCCUGAGCCCGUUCCACAGCCGGCACCAGGCGCUCGGCGCCUUCUUCCUCGAGGGCGGCGCGUGGGAGCGGCCGUACUGGUUCGAGGCCAACGCGAAGCUGCUGGCGGACCUGCCGCCCGCGUGGCAGCCCGUGGCGCGCGACGCCUGGUCGGCGCGCUACUACUCGCCCAUUGCGGCCGCCGAGGCGUGGAAGACGCGCACCGCCGUCGCCAUGUACGACAUGACGCCGCUGCGGCGCCUCGAGGUGACGGGCCCCGGCGCCGUGGACCUGCUGGCGCGGCUGACGACGGGCGCCGUGUCGCGCAAGCCCGGCGCCGUCACGUACACGCUGCUGCUCGACGCGGCCGGCGGCGUGCGGAGCGACAUCACCGUCGCGCGCAUCGACACGGAGCUGUUCCAGGUCGGCGUCAACGGGCCCGUCGACACAGCCUACCUGCAGCGCGAGGCGCGGCUGCAGAACAGCCAGUCGCCGGAGCGCGCCGCCUUUGUGCGCGACGUGACGGGCGGCACCUGCUGCAUCGGGCUGUGGGGGCCGCUGGCGCGCGACGUCAUGCGCAAGGUGAGCGCCGACGACUUCAGCAACGACGGGCUCAAGUACUUUCGGCUGAAGCGGGCGAGCAUCGCGGGGGUGCCCGUGGUGGCGAUGCGGCUGUCGUACGUGGGCGAGCUGGGGUGGGAGAUUUACGCGAGCGCCGACAGCGGCGCGCGGCUGUGGGAUGCGCUCUGGCACGCCGGCCAGGAGCACGGGCUCGUCGCCGGCGGCCGCGUCGCGUUCAACGCGCUGCGGCUGGAAAAGGGCUUCCGCUCCUGGGGCACGGACAUGAACGCCGAGCACGACCCGUUCCAGGCCGGCCUCGAGUUCGCCGUCAAGAUGGACAAGGCUGACUUUCGCGGCAAGGCGGCGCUGGCCGGCCGCUCGCGGGAGACGUGCGCGACGAGGCUGCGCUGUCUGACGGUGGACGACGGCCGCUCGGUCGUCCUGGGCCGGGAGCCGGUGUACGUCCAGGGCAAGGCGGCUGGGUACGUGACGAGUGCGGCGUUUGGGUACACGGUGGGAAAGCCGAUUGCGUAUGCGUUUCUGCCGAAUGAGCUGGCUGAGGGCGACGCGGUCGAGAUUGAGUACUUUGGAAACAGGGUGGCGGCGACGGUGAUGGCUGAACCCCUGUAUGAUCCGAAGAUGGCUCGACUUCGCGGCUAG